UUUUGUUAGCCGAAAAUGGACAAACUAAAUGAAAACGCCCGCGAGCGGAAGCAAAUCAAGCUGGGCGAGAUCGACACGGGCCCCAUUCUGGUGGCCCUUUUGCUGGGCUUCAUCGCCGUGGCCAUCUUUGUGAUCCUGCGAAGACGCUCGGCUGGUCGCAAGGACUUCCUGCUGGCUGGUCUCAGUGAAUCCGGCAAGAGUGCCAUCUUCAUGCAGCUCGUACAUGGCAAAUUCCCGGCCACUUUUACCUCGAUCAAGGAGAAUGUGGGCGACUACCAGGCGGGAGGCUCAUCCGUGAGAUUGGUGGACAUUCCCGGCCACUACAGGGUGCGGGACAAGUGCCUGGAGCUGUAUAAGCAUCGUGCCAAGGGCAUAGUCUUUGUGGUGGACUCGGUUACGGCCCAAAAGGAUAUCCGUGAUGUGGCAGACUUCCUGUACACCAUCCUAUCAGAUAGCGCCACCCAGCCCUGCUCCGUGUUGGUCCUCUGCAACAAACAGGAUCAAAGCACCGCCAAGAGCGCCCAGGUCAUCAAAACCCUGCUGGAGAAGGAAAUCCACACGGUGCGCGAUACCAGGAGCCGCAAACUGCAGUCCGUUGGCGACGACGAUGCCAGCAAACCCGUCACUCUGGGCAAGCCAGGUCGCGACUUUGAGUUCUCACACAUCGCACAAAAUAUCCAGUUCGUGGAGGCCUCCGCCAAGGAUCAGGAACUGAAUCCCCUCACCGAUUGGCUGGCACGCCUGCUGUGAAGUGCCUCUCAGACUGGAAAAACACUAAAGUCCUAAAUGAACGAAUGCGGAACACAAAAGAACAUAUUGAUAUUUAUUUUACCGCUUAGAGCUCUCAAGAGUUAGAGUAUAAAUCCGAGCAUUGUUAAAUACCCUCUUCCCCCUAGCCUCCUUCGCCUCCUUUCAUUUUAUCCCGCUUAAUUUUAGGUUAUUAUGGAAAUUUUUAUACUUUUUAGCAUUAAUUUGUCGGUAGGUGAUUGACUAAGAAUCAUGUAUCAAACGAUUUAUAAAAAAAACAGCCGAUUAAGAAGUGUGCAUUUAUAAACGCUGAUGCUGAUUUAACGGGCCCAGCAAAGGCUUUAAAAAUACAAAAAACGGGUCGUCGAAAAAGUGUUAUUUUAAAGAAUUUUUACUUAAAAACUGAAUGAAAUCCAUCGAUAUUUGAUAAAAUAAACGGAGAAAAAACCUAUUUUCAUUUA
This is a messenger RNA of Drosophila takahashii, 1208 nucleotides long. RefSeq names its product signal recognition particle receptor beta (gene SrpRbeta). Gene Ontology annotation, cellular component: Golgi apparatus; cytoplasm. Gene Ontology annotation, molecular function: GTP binding. Gene Ontology annotation, biological process: intracellular protein transport; vesicle-mediated transport. NCBI's taxonomy places the organism in Eukaryota, Metazoa, Arthropoda, Insecta, Diptera, Drosophilidae. The record is from RefSeq and is a predicted model, not a curated record.